AGCCGCGGCCGGAGGGGUCGGAGCAGGGAGCGCCGGAACCGCCCGCCCGCCGAGCCCAGCCCGCCCUGCCGAGCGCCCCGCGGCCCCGCCAUGGCGGACAAGGAAGCAGCCUUUGAUGACGCCGUGGAGGAGCGUGUGAUCAACGAGGAGUACAAGAUAUGGAAGAAGAACACUCCUUUCCUCUAUGACCUGGUGAUGACCCAUGCCCUGGAGUGGCCCAGCCUGACUGCUCAGUGGCUUCCUGAUGUCACAAGACCUGAAGGCAAAGAUUUCAGCAUCCACAGGCUGGUGCUGGGCACCCACACCUCAGAUGAGCAGAACCACCUGGUGAUUGCCAGCGUGCAGCUGCCCAACGACGAUGCCCAGUUUGAUGCUUCCCACUAUGACAGUGAGAAAGGAGAGUUUGGAGGCUUUGGCUCAGUAAGUGGAAAAAUUGAGAUUGAAAUCAAGAUCAACCACGAGGGAGAGGUGAACAGAGCCCGGUACAUGCCCCAGAACCCCUGCAUCAUUGCCACCAAGACUCCCUCCAGUGAUGUCCUGGUCUUUGAUUACACCAAACACCCCUCCAAGCCAGAUCCUUCUGGGGAGUGCAACCCCGACCUGCGGCUGCGUGGGCACCAGAAGGAGGGGUACGGGCUGUCCUGGAACCCCAACCUCAGCGGGCACCUGCUCAGUGCUUCUGAUGACCACACCAUUUGCUUGUGGGAUAUCAGUGCUGUUCCCAAAGAAGGCAAAGUGGUGGAUGCCAAGACCAUCUUCACGGGGCACACAGCGGUGGUGGAAGAUGUGUCCUGGCACCUGCUCCAUGAAUCCCUCUUUGGAUCUGUUGCUGAUGACCAGAAACUCAUGAUCUGGGACACCAGGUCAAACAACACCUCCAAGCCCAGCCAUUCCGUGGAUGCUCACACAGCUGAGGUGAACUGCCUCUCCUUCAACCCCUACAGUGAGUUUAUCCUGGCCACAGGAUCAGCUGAUAAGACUGUCGCUCUAUGGGACUUGAGGAACCUAAAACUGAAGCUGCACUCCUUUGAAUCACAUAAAGAUGAAAUAUUUCAGGUUCAGUGGUCUCCUCAUAAUGAAACCAUCCUGGCCUCCAGUGGCACAGACCGCAGGCUAAACGUGUGGGACUUGAGUAAAAUUGGAGAGGAGCAAUCCCCUGAGGAUGCUGAGGAUGGUCCCCCAGAGCUCUUGUUUAUCCAUGGUGGUCACACUGCAAAGAUCUCAGAUUUCUCCUGGAAUCCAAAUGAGCCCUGGGUCAUUUGUUCUGUAUCAGAAGAUAAUAUCAUGCAAGUCUGGCAAAUGGCAGAGAACAUCUACAACGACGAAGAUCCCGAAGGAAGCGUGGAUCCAGAAGGUCAAGGAUCCUAAAUGGCAACUUCCCCCUGGUUUUAGUCUUUCUCCUUCUCUUCCCUCUCAGCCCUCAGAUUGACUUAACACUGGUUUUGAGACACGCAGGUUGAUUUUUGUGUUCAGCCAUCCUCCUUGUAGAUCCCAUCACGGCCUUUUCCACCCACACAUUGAGAACCCACCACCCAAAAAAGAAAAAGAAAAAUGCUCAGCCCCCUCAGGCAGGUCCCUGCUGUGGCUCCAAAAUUCCUACAGCUGCCUCCUUUAUCGGUCUGGCUGUUCCUUUUUAGCUGCCUUCAUGCUUGGGAUUAGUUUUUUUUCCUCUCUUUUGCUUGCUGCAGCCACAGGCUUUUGCCUAAUUUAAACAAAAGUUAAAUUGGCAGAGCUGCCCGAGUGGGCUUGAGCCAACAGAGAUGAUCCAAGUGUUAAUCCCCUGACAGCUCAGAAAUGGUGUGGAAGGUCUUGUCCUCCUCAGAACAACCAGAAACCAGGAAUUCCUUUAGUUAUCUGUUCUUUGUGGCUUUUUCUGCCUUUGCAGGUACAAGACUUGCAAGUUCUGACUUGAACUGAAAUUUUUCCUUUUUUU
Melozone crissalis (California towhee) is the source of this 1933-nucleotide messenger RNA. RefSeq names its product RB binding protein 4, chromatin remodeling factor (gene RBBP4). The coding region runs from base 91 to 1368 and encodes 425 amino acids. Gene Ontology annotation, cellular component: ESC/E(Z) complex; NuRD complex; nucleus. The record is from RefSeq and is a predicted model, not a curated record. The transcript has 12 exons. Gene Ontology annotation, molecular function: histone binding. Gene Ontology annotation, biological process: regulation of gene expression. Lineage: Eukaryota; Metazoa; Chordata; Aves; Passeriformes; Passerellidae.